Molecule: messenger RNA, 1972 nt
Organism: Schistocerca nitens (vagrant locust)
Lineage: Eukaryota; Metazoa; Arthropoda; Insecta; Orthoptera; Acrididae
Product: ribitol 5-phosphate transferase FKRP
Exons: 3
Coding region: 44-1597 (517 amino acids)
Biological process (GO): protein O-linked glycosylation via mannose
Cellular component (GO): Golgi apparatus
Source: RefSeq, a predicted model, not a curated record
UGUAGUCAACAAAGUUGUGUAUGCCCCCUCAAGCGACGGGAUUAUGCGAAUGAAAUUAGCUAGAAUUGUGACUUUUUUUGUAGUGAUUUUGAACGUAAUAGUGCUAUUUUGUAUAUGGAAGUUAUUAUCAACGCUUGACAGGGGACUUUAUGAUUUUAAUCAAAAAACUGAUCUUCCUCCGAAGUCUACCAAUAUAUUUUCUGACGAUAGUAUUGUCACUUUAGUAAUACGAAGAUUCGAAAAUUUUGACAACGAUGUUGUUGGAACUGUUGAAUCAUUUCUACAUCUUUUUCCAAAUCUCAAGGUGGUUGUCAUUAGCGACGUUCUUCCUUACCCGCCCUUCGAUUUUCGGCACUUCAAUCUCUCUUCGAAAAUAAAGCUGCUGGAUUUGGAGCUAAGAUUAACUGACAAAUUUGGUGGAAGAAACCCUUUGCUGCAAAUCGACACAAAGUAUGUUCUUUUCGCCCCGGAUUCAACGCGGUUCAAAAGUAAGAGGACAUUGUCCAGACUUAUUCAAGAACUUAAAAGUGGUAUCUACAAAGUAUCUGCUGCGUCAUUCUCGUCAAGGAAACCCGCAGAAUGUUUGAAAGUAAAAGUAAAUGUGCGGCAGUGGUAUAUUCACUAUGCACCGUCAACAGACAACGUAUGUGAAGCAAUUACCGGUAAGCACGUAUUGUUGCUCGACAGGCAGUUGCUCGAAAAUCUGCCAGCACCGUUCUUGCUUCCAUUUCCCGAGGCGCUGUACAUCCAGUCUUCUGCCAGGAACGUAAAGGUGAAACUCAUACAUGGAGAGACUGUCACUGAUGGCAAACCACUCUUUAGGAGUCAGCAUUUAUUACAGAAGGUUGAACAAUUGGAAGCUGCAAGGCGCCAGCAGAUGUUUCGACAGUUUGGUAUAAAACAGGUGAUUCGUGAAACUGGUGUGACGGAGUGGUAUGGAUGUACUCGUGAAACGCCUCGCUGCUUUGGCACAGUUGUCAAUGAUAUGCCAGAAUACUUGUGGCAAGGUCGUUGGACACCCCCCUGCUGCCUGGCUGGCUUACGUCGUACUGCACACCAUGUUUUCAAACGUCUUGAACAAGACGGUGUACGUUACUGGUUAGAAGGUGGAACUUUGCUUGGUGCUAUGCGUUCUGGUGAUAUAUUGCCAUGGGAUUAUGAUGUUGACAUUGGAGUGCUGCGUGAUGACUUGCACCUUAGUCCAUGGCUUUCAGGUGCACGUUUGCAGCCAGUUAUUGAUGAAGAUGGCUUUGUGUGGGAGAAAGCACGUGAAGGAGACUUCUUCAGAGUACAGUAUAGCCCUGUCAAUCAUUUGCAUGUAGAUAUCUUCCCUUUCUACUCAAAAAAUGGAACAAUGACGAAAGAUACUUGGUUUCCCACUCACAAGCAAGACAGAGAAUUCCCUGAACAUUUCUUGAAGCCACUUUCGACAAUUGAAUUUAUUGGGUGUAAGGUGUCUGCCCCAAAUAACAUAAGGGAUUUUCUAGAAUUAAAAUUUGGGAAAGGAGCUGUGGAAAACCCGGAAUACCCUGAUCCAAAGUGGCUAAAGUUUUCACUUAAUGAAGAACAAAAUUACUUAACAGUUCCAGAAAACUGACUGAAAGCUCCUAUUCAUUUCCAGAUUAUAUGUUCUGUAUUAAUAAUUAGAACAAUGUGUCCUACAUUUUGCACAAAGCUGGAAAAGCUCAUACUUAAAGUAAAAGGACUACGCCCUUUGCUGAAAGUGUGUUGCAGUGUCUUUGUUCCAGUAUGAAACAAACUGUGAUAAAAAUCUUGCAGUAUUACUUUUUCUCUUCACUUAGGAGAAGGGAGGUUAAUGUUUGUUAUAUGUAUAUUUAAUAAUGUUAGCUACUAUGUAUGUAACAAGUUAACAAGUACCCUUUCCAUCAGUAUUAAUUCUUUGAAUUUUUAAAUGUCGAUAAUUAAGUAGCUGCUAAAACUAUACAUCAUAUUACCUUAUACAAUUCCCUUA